Molecule: messenger RNA, 813 nt
Organism: Trametes versicolor FP-101664 SS1
Lineage: Eukaryota; Fungi; Basidiomycota; Agaricomycetes; Polyporales; Polyporaceae
Exons: 10
Coding region: 1-813 (270 amino acids)
Source: RefSeq, a predicted model, not a curated record
AUGUACUUCACGUCCUUUGUUACUCUGUUGAUGCCCGUCCUUGCGGCGUACGCACUUCCUGCACCUUUCAAGCCUCGUGAUGGCCCAAGCCAGUCGCUGAACAGCACUAGCUCUCCUACCAGCACUACCAGUGGCACGGCUUCCGCGACCUCGGAUCUCGCAGCCGUAAAUUCAAGCCGAGCGAGCUCUCUCCUCAAAGCGCUCCAGAACGAGAUCAGCGCCGUCGACCCAAGUGGGACCGCGUACACCGCGUUCAUCACAACCGUCUCAAGUCGUCUUGCUGUCGAGAUGUCGUCCAUAGGUGGAUCGGGUCAGGUCCAAUUUGUGGCCGCAACGGCGACCCUCAGCACUCAGAGCCACGACGCGCCAACAUUCACGGCUGCGCCAGCGUCGACUGGUAACCGGGCUAACGACGCGGCUUCGUCGCCGACUGGCUUGCCGAGUGUACCUACGGCGUUAGCGUCUAGUGGAGGACCCGAACUCUCGAGUCUGUUGUCAGAGAUAGCGAGCGCGGAACUGGCGGAGGUGACGAAUGUCAUCAACUCUGCCUCCAAGACGGCAGAAUUGACCGCCUAUAUCACCGAAGUCUCUGGGACGCCGUACGUCGCGUUGUCGUCAAUAAGCGGGCCUGCAAUCACCCUCGCCGCGACGAGUGGCGCCCCGGAUGCCUUCCCGACGAGCUUCGAUGGGCUCGCGGUGACUGCCAUUCCGUCGAAAAAUGCUGCGAUGGGCCUCUCGGUCUCGAGGUCAUUACUAGCAGGCGUUGUGGGUGCGCUCGGGGCUGUGGGCGCGGGGGCGAUGAUGAUCUUGUGA